This is a messenger RNA of Strongylocentrotus purpuratus (purple sea urchin), 1765 nucleotides long. RefSeq lists its product as uncharacterized. NCBI's taxonomy places the organism in Eukaryota, Metazoa, Echinodermata, Echinoidea, Camarodonta, Strongylocentrotidae. Bases 48 to 416 code for a protein of 122 amino acids. The transcript has 3 exons. The record is from RefSeq and is a predicted model, not a curated record.
CAUGUCGAAUUGUUUUGCUAGCCAACGGGAUUGAUGAGACGAAACCAAUGAUUUUGAAAGUCUCGGAAAACAUACCCGUGUCAUCUAAUUCCUCGUGUUCCGACCAAUCAGGAUCUUACCCUUGCUGUGACCAAAGCUACGAACUGCUCUUCUUCAUCCCUGUAGCUUCGCAAGCAACCCCCCCAACCCCAUCACAGGACUCUGGGGUGACGAUACUGCACUUGGCAGAUUCUCUGGAGUUCUACGGCAUCACCUAUGUUGGCGAGAAUCACAAUGCGGUGGAGCAAUACGAACAGCUUCGUGGAUACCUCAACGCGCAGGGCAAGACAUACUUUGAAGACUGGUACUUUAUUGCAGCUUAUGACAAACCAACGGACCCUCAGCCUCAUCGGAAUGAAAUCAUGGUUCUUAUCUAGAAACCCAGAAGGAAUUAUAAUAAUGAGGGCACCGAUAACCCGAACGACAGCCCAAGAAAACCAAUGAGAUCGCAGUGGGCGUGGUGGUCGUCAAAGACCACACCGAUCUCAUUCCGUUUUGAGCUGGUCGACAAACGACUCCGACCAAGAUUUUAAUGAUUUUAUGUCAUUUCAUUUCAUUUCUUUCGUCACAUAUGAUAAGAUUGGCUAAAGAAUACAAAAUAAGAACAACUCGAUGGGAAGCACUCGUUUUUUUUUUCUUCACAUUUCCAAGGUGUAUAAUCAUAGUAGUUUGCUAUCUUAAUUUAUUAUGAGAUAAAAUACAGUGUUUUGCUUUUUAAGUAGUUUUGAAAUACAUCAUAUUAUAAACCAUUUCCAAGGCAUAUAAUCAUAAAGCAGUUUGCUAUCUUUAUCUAUUAUGAUAUAAAAUACAUUACUUUGCUUUUUAACUAGUGUUAAAAAAAAAUCAUAUUAUUAACCGUGUCAGACAUCUGAGCAAGGCAAUUUUCAAGUUUUUAUUGAUAAGCCAACAAAACUACGGGCGAAAGAAAUAUUAUUAAAUAAUAAUACACAGUUAACCAAUGAACAAAUAUUUUUGCCCGAUCAGAAAAGUCAACGCAAAAUGCGUGUUAAACUAGCGGGCAAUAAUGUAGAUCCAACAUCCAGGUAUUUGUAACUUUCAUUGCGCAUUUAUUAAUUGCUUAAUUCAGGGCAAUACGGCUUCUCAUAUCCAUACAGUUGUAUAUCACCCUCACCUUCGGUUCUGGCGAUUAUGUCGUAUUGCCCUGGAGGCAGUCAAUAUUAUUUAUUUAUUAUCCCAGUAAUAUGACGUAUCAUAAUCAGCAUGAUCAGGGAACCAUAUUUUCCGGCAUUGUCCAUUUCAGCCGUUUUGUGGUGUCCCAUUACCAUAUACAUGUAGUUUUGUUAUACCCUGUAAAUAUAUUAUUUUCAGAAAUAGUAACAAAUUCAUUCAUUCGUUCGUUUUUCCGAAAGUUAAAUUUGCCAAAUGCUCAUGAUAAUCCGUAGGUUCAUCAUCAUAAUUAUGGUUAUUCCUAAACCCAAAUUUCCCAUACCAGGGGGUCAUAAUUCCGAAAAAAUGAAAUAGGGUUUCAUACAUUUUGUUGCGUUAUUCCGAAGUUUCGUUUAUUCCAAAAGUGAAAUAGGGUUCAUUAUUCCGAAUGUCUAUACUUUCAAAAAUGAUAAUAUAAGUACUGUAUAUCUGUUUGAGAUAUAGUGUUUACGUGUAAUAUAUAAACAUGACGUAAUCGUAAUGUCGUUCUCUUUGAUAUAGUUUUUCUCGGAUUGGUAUUGGAAUUUGUUUGGGCCUAUUGAUUAAUAAAUACUUCUAC